GAGCCGUCCAACCCUCCCACCCCCUGCCAUGGAUCUUCCUCGGUGCUACCAGCCGCGUGGGGCCCCGCUUUAAACCGCGGCAGCUGCGCGCGGGGCCGGCAUGAGGAGGCAGCGGGGGACGCUCAGGCCCUGGCUGGGGCUGGCCGCGCUGCUCUGCCUGGCGCACGCCGCCCGGGCCGCCUUCCAGCUCACGCUUCUCCACACCAACGACGUCCACGCGCGCGUGGAGCAGACCAGCAGCGACUCCGGCAAGUGCCAGAGCCGCACUCGCGGCCGCCCCCUGGAUUGCUAUGGCGGGGUGGCGCGGAGAUACACCAAGAUCCGGGAGAUCCGAGCCACCCACCCCAACGUGCUGCUCCUGGACGCCGGGGACCAGUACCAGGGCACCGUGUGGUUCAGCUACUUCAAGGGGCGGGAAGUGGUCCGCUUCAUGAACCUCUUGGGCUACGACGCUAUGGCUUUGGGGAACCAUGAGUUUGACAAUGGUCUGGAGGGAUUAUUGGAUCCGCUACUUAAAAAUGUUAAUUUUUCAAUUCUAAGUGCAAACAUUCAGGCAAGCAGAUCAGUAGCAUCCAGGAUCGCUGGAUAUUUUCAGCCUUAUAAAAUACUACGUGUUGGUUCAGAAAAAAUCGGAAUUGUUGGCUAUACCACUAAGGAAACAUCUUUCCUUUCAAAUCCAGGCAAGGAUAUAUACUUUGAAGAUGAAAUUGAAGCAUUGCAGCCACAUGUGGAUAAACUUACCACACUGGGAGUUAACAAAAUUAUUGCACUAGGACACUCUGGUUUCACUGUGGAUCAAAAGAUUGCUCAAAAAGUGAGAGGAGUGGAUGUUGUAAUUGGAGGACAUACGAACACAUUUCUUUAUACAGGUCCCCCACCUUCCAGUGAAAUGCCAGCUGGCAACUAUCCAUUCCUGGUGAAGUCAGAUGAUGGGAGGCAGGUGCCAGUGGUACAAGCCUAUGCUUUUGGAAAAUAUCUUGGUUAUUUAAAUGUAACGUUUGAUGACCAAGGAAAUGUAAUUAGAACAUCUGGAAACCCUAUUCUGCUAAAUAGCAGUAUUCCUGAAGAUGAAGUCUUGAAAGAAGAAGUUGACAAGUGGAAGAUACAGCUAAAUAAUUUUUCUUCCCAAGUGAUAGGAAAAACUAUAGUUUACCUAAAUGGUACAAGUCAGGCAUGCCGUUUCCAAGAAUGCAACUUGGGAAAUUUGAUUUGUGAUGCCAUGAUUUACAAUAAUCUCAAAUAUCGAGAUGAAAAUACAUGGAAUCAUGUUUCAAUGUGCAUCAUAAAUGGCGGUGGGAUACGGUCACCCAUUGAUGAACACAACAAUAAUGGUACUAUUACGAUGGAGGACCUGCUAGCUGUGCUGCCAUUCGGAAGUACUUUUGAUCUGGUUGAGUUAAAAGGCUCCACUCUCAAAGAAGCAUUUGAGCACAGCGUGCGCAGACAUGGACAAGGAACUGGCGAGCUGCUGCAGGUUGGGGGAAAGGAAAAAGGCUCCUAUACAGCAACCCUGCCUCCCCCUGUGAAUUGAGGGAUUCUUAUGAUGUUCAAACAUGUCUGGGCCAGCAGAGGAGCCUGUCGUUCCAGGGCAGUCCUGCCUCAGGCUGCAAUAUAAAGGGAAUUGUGGUUCCACUCAGAACCAUCACUGCCAGGGAAAAGGGCUCAGAUUUCACACAGCAGCAGAAUGGAAUUAUGCCUUCUGAUCAUCAGCCAUAAUUUAAACACUUGCACUGCCCAAAAAUGGCUUAGAAUGUGGAAGGUAGGAAAGAGUCUCUUGUUCUCAUGCCCCUCCACCCCCCGCAAAUGACUGUCUCCACAUUAAAGCUUGAGAAGUACUUCAGGCAGUCUGACCAGAAGAGAUGAAGAUUCCACUCCCAACCAUGCUGCACCAUCAUGGGGUUACAGAGGUGUAAGUGUGAGAUCCUUCCCCAUGUUCAAAAUGAUCCUGGCUGAUUGCUUGAUUGCAUGGUGAGGAAAUGGGCACCUCGGGAUGGGAUUUCCAAUAUGCACUAAUGUGCUACACGUUAACUAGUCCACAUACGCCCUGUUAGUGCUCAUGAGGAGUUCCCUAGUGUGUGUUAACAGCACUACGUUAAAACACGCUAGGACACUUCUCAUGUGCACCAGCAGGGUUCACACAGACCAACUAAUGUGCAAAACAUUAGUGCAUGUUAGAAAUCCUAACCUUGUCAUGUCUACAUGGCGGUGUAAUGGGCAAGACCUGAGUAAAGACCCGAGUGGUACUAGACGGCUCCUACUUACUUGGGUGCUAGCUAGGCUGCAGGAUCAAUGCAGGCAGCCUUUCAACCCCUCCUGGACACUUAGCAAGCUAUUCCUACAGUCAAGAUGUGUACCAGUGGCCCUCCUUGGUGGUAUGAUCCCCUAGACCAGGACAGAUAGCAAGCUACCUCCCCCCUCUAACGUCCAGGGCAAGUACCAUACACACAUCACCAAAGAACACUCCCUCUCCCCCUCCUCCCC
Molecule: messenger RNA, 2481 nt
Organism: Chelonoidis abingdonii (Abingdon island giant tortoise)
Lineage: Eukaryota; Metazoa; Chordata; Testudines; Testudinidae
Source: RefSeq, a predicted model, not a curated record